AUGGAACUGUUGCUGCUCCUCCUCUCCCUGCAGAUGGCAUUGAUCCUCCUGUCCAAGCAUGUGUAUUUGCUGUUGCUGCUCCUCAUCUCCCUGCAAAUGGCAUUGAUCCUCCUCUCCAUGCAAAUGGCAUUGAUCCUCCUGUCCAUGCAAAUGGCAUUGAUCCUCCUCUCCCUGCAAAUGGCAUUGAUCCUCCUCUCCCUGCAAAUGGCAUUGCUCCUCCUCUCCCUGCAAAUGACAUUGAUCCUCCUCUCCAAGCAUAUGCAUUUGCUGUUGCUGCUGCUCCUAACCCUGCAGAUGGAACUUCUCCUCUCCCUGCAACUGAAUUUGCUGCUCUUCCUCUACCUGCAUUUGCAUUUGCUCCUCUUCCUCUGCAUGCAACUGAAUUUGACCCUCUUCCUCUGCCUGCAACUGAAUUUGACCCUCUUCCUCUCUCUGUAG
Molecule: messenger RNA, 438 nt
Organism: Aegilops tauschii subsp. strangulata
Lineage: Eukaryota; Viridiplantae; Streptophyta; Magnoliopsida; Poales; Poaceae
Source: RefSeq, a predicted model, not a curated record